Messenger RNA from Onychomys torridus (southern grasshopper mouse), 647 nucleotides. RefSeq names its product SPRY domain-containing protein 7-like. The record is from RefSeq and is a predicted model, not a curated record. Lineage: Eukaryota; Metazoa; Chordata; Mammalia; Rodentia; Cricetidae. The transcript is spliced from 2 exons. Gene Ontology annotation, molecular function: protein binding. Bases 1 to 645 code for a protein of 214 amino acids.
AUGAGCUCCCAGCAGUCGCGGGAGGAGGCUUUUCUAGACUCAGGGCUGGGCCUCUGGGACCUUCAGCUCCGGUGCCGCCUGCGCUGCUGCAGGGAAGGCGGGACCCGCCACAUUCCUCUCAAGGAGAUGCUGGCUGUACAGUUGCAUACGCAGCACAUGAGAACAGAUGUCAUCAUCGUGAAGAACGGAAGAAGAAUCUGCGGCACCGGAGGUUGUUCAGCCAGUGCGCUUCUGCAUCAGAACGAAAGCUCCUUUGAGUUCAAAAUUCAGUCUGCUGGAAUCUGGGGUAUAGGUGUUGCAACUCAGAAAGUUAACUUGAAUCACUUUCCUCUUGGCGGAGACAUGCAUAGACUGGUGAUGAGAAAUGAUGGAGCCCUGAACCACAACAACGAAGAAAAAAACAGACUGCCAGCAAACAGCCUUCCUCAGGAGGGAGAUGUAGUGGGUAUUACAUAUGACCAUGUAGAAUUAAAUGUGUAUUUAAAUGGGAAAAACAUGCAUUGUCCAGCAUCAGGUAUACGAGGGACAGUGUAUCCAGUUGUGUAUGUUGAUGACAGUGCAAUUUUGGAUUGCCAGUUCAGUGAAUUUUAUCAUACUCCUCCACCUGGUUUUGAAAAAAUAUUGUUUGAGCAGCAGAUCUUCUGAAU